Messenger RNA from Culex quinquefasciatus (southern house mosquito), 2022 nucleotides. RefSeq lists its product as uncharacterized. Gene Ontology annotation, molecular function: zinc ion binding; nucleic acid binding. The record is from RefSeq and is a predicted model, not a curated record. Bases 338 to 1354 code for a protein of 338 amino acids. The transcript is spliced from 2 exons. NCBI's taxonomy places the organism in Eukaryota, Metazoa, Arthropoda, Insecta, Diptera, Culicidae.
ACAAGAACGACGUGUUAUUUAAUAUCCGAAAGAGUCUUACAACCACGUGUCUAGAUUGAGGUCGUAGCAAAUUGGCGACGAGGGUGAAAAUUUCGCGAUUGGAUCCCUUAGUUACUUUGUGUGACUAAGGAAGAAGUAUUAAGUACUUGCAGAAGUUGUGUACGACGUGCACGUGGUGUACAGCGUGGUUAUUAUUAAAGUAGGAUAAUUCGUAUUGAAAACCAGUGACGGGUCGUGCAAGUACCCAACAGUUAAAGUUGAGGGAUUAGUGCAAAAAAUCGCUAGUGUGGGGUCGUGAAAGUACCUAAAAAAGAAAAAAAAAAACAAAAAAGUGAUCAUGCCGGAUGAUAAAACCAACGUGACGGCGACAGCACCGGUGGUUGAAAAAAGAACAAAAGGAAGAUUUCCUGUGUAUUUGGCGGGUCUGAACGUUAACUCAUACCUGCAAACGGUAGAGAUUUACUUCAAGCUUAAUCAAACACCAAAUGAUGAAAAAGCUUUGGAGUUCAUCACGAGUGUUGGCCAAGAAACAGCGAACAGAAUAAUAGGGAGUUUUAAGCCAGAGAAGAUUGUGAACAAAUCUUACGAACAAAUUAUUGAAAAAUUUCAAAAACUACAUGAAGAAAAUAAAAAUGUGUUCGCGGAACGAUAUCGCCUCAUAUCUCGCAAACAAGCGGUGGGUGAAUCUUUAGAUGACUUCGCGAUAGAUCUGCAAGAUAUAGUUGAACAUUGUGGGGUGAAAGUCGAGACCGAAGCGGUGUUAGUGCAAUCGAUUUUUGUGGCCGGUUUAAAAAACGAUAACACGCGUGAAAUCAUGCUGCGAGAAGGAAGCGAAGAGCUUGAUCUGGCAAAAUUGCUGGAAAAAGCCAAAUCGAUCGAAACUGCUACGCAAGAAUCGCGUAAAAUGGCACAACAUGAGAUAGUAGAAGUGAACUACAUCGAUCGACGUGGUGCAAGUGCGGGAUUUUCGCGCAAUGUGGUGAAGAGAAGCAGUAUGGGUGAAGCAACACAUGCUGCUAACAGAAAUGCAGAUUUAUACAACCAUCGGGGAAGCUUUCGGCCAAGUAGUUCAACAGUGUGCUACAACUGUUACAACAAAGGUCAUCUUUCCUACGAGUGUACGUUCCCGAAAUCGAAGAAACCCAGAAACAGCGCACCAACACCGCCAAAAGGAGCAGGAUACAAACGAGCUUACGAAGAGCGGAUCAACCAGCUUACAGCGGCCAUGGAGGAGCUCAAAUCGUCGCUGCAAGAUGAUUCGGAUCUGUCCGAUAAGCAGUCAGCAGACGGAUCGGAGGACGAUUCGCCCAAUCUCGUAAAUAAUGUAAAUAGCUUGUUAUUGGAUCGACAAUAAAAUACGGACAUUCAUACAUCAUCACCAUCAAACUCCGAGCACAGGUGACAACAUCAUACCCAACGAACGAAUUUUUGCAUUUCAACCAAGAACACAAUUUGUAAACCUUAAGUUUAAACCCAGCACUUUCGCUGAGAAUGAUGAAUUGAAAACAAAAACUAAUUUUAAGGUACAAGAUAAAGUGAUCUACACACAAAAAGUAAAUGGUAGAAGAUUCAGCUAUAACGCUACAAUAAUUAAACCAUUAUCUGAACUUGUUUAUCUCAUUGAGGUGGAGGGCUCAAGCCGCAAAGCGCAUGCAAACCAACUUAAGAUUAUUCCACAAAAUCGUUUUGUGCUAAAAAAUAGUGUUGAUUCAGAAAUCUCAAAAAGCACUACUUCAUCCUCUUGCUCAGAAGUAUCAGAUGAAGAAGUCGACACGAAAAAUAAUAACCCAGACUUAGAUAUUUCAAAAAAGAGUGACAAACGAAAGUCUCUUCGCCGCUCAAAAAGAAAACGAAACUAUAAACAUACUAACCUGAAUUUGGAAACAUUAGUUAAGAAAAAGUGAAAUCAAUAUGUCUAAUCUUAAGGGGGGAGAUGAGAGGUAAGAUUAAGAGAGGAUUUCUAGAAGAGAAACCUCACUCUCCUAAGCUUUGUUCAUACUCCAAAUUUACCAAUAAACCAGU